Messenger RNA from Hydatigera taeniaeformis, 330 nucleotides. NCBI's taxonomy places the organism in Eukaryota, Metazoa, Platyhelminthes, Cestoda, Cyclophyllidea, Taeniidae. The record is from the annotation of a GenBank genome assembly.
AUGGACAACUUUGACCUGCUCUUUGGAAGCCCCGACGACUGGCCCACCUCUGGUGAGAGAACUCUUUCAACAUCAACGUCAAAACGAAGUCUCUCAGCUCCGGCCGGUUCCUCUGAGGAGUCGAGAAGCAGCAGUUUGCCAAGUGUGCGACGUGUGUCCCCACAGAGGUCCCAGGUGCCACUCUCCGGGUGCACUCCACUGGACUACACAACGCCUCAAAAUGAUCUCAACCGGUCGGAACUUGGACGUGCUAACAGUGAAGCGAUUGAGGUAGGUGAAUUCAAGUCCUUCCACCGACUCUCGCUGAGUGACAGACAUAAGGGAUAUUAG